Messenger RNA from Fulvia fulva, 1023 nucleotides. RefSeq lists its product as uncharacterized. Gene Ontology annotation, biological process: cell wall biogenesis; (1->6)-beta-D-glucan biosynthetic process; fungal-type cell wall organization. The coding region runs from base 1 to 1023 and encodes 340 amino acids. Lineage: Eukaryota; Fungi; Ascomycota; Dothideomycetes; Mycosphaerellales; Mycosphaerellaceae. The record is from RefSeq and is a predicted model, not a curated record. The transcript has a single exon. Gene Ontology annotation, cellular component: extracellular region.
AUGAUCGCAUUCAUGUACGCCACGAGCAUACCAUUCACUCAUUUGUUUCUGUUCUUGUUUCUGCUUGUAUCGAAUGCCUCGAGCCUGGGAAUCGACUUCACAGUCCCUGCUGGAGGAGCGACAUGGCCGGCUGGCCCUAUUACUGUAAAAUGGCAGGAUGCGGGAGGAUACCCUGACGAGAGCGAUCUGGUGGCAUAUACGUUGGAGUUGGUGGUGGGAGGGAAUUCGCUAAGCAAUUCGGAAGUGAUACAAACGAUUGGGAAACCCAAUGGCACGGUUACCGAUGGAUCAGUCCAGGACGAGAUCGCUGCGGAUAUAUCGCAAAGCAUACAAAAUGGGUUCUACCUCAAGAUGACUUCGAACACCACGACGGGAGAUCAGGUCAUCAACUACUCGCAGAGGUUCACGUUGAUCAACAUGAAUGGCACUACGGAGUCGACAUAUCUAGAGGGUGCCAAUGAAGCUUCUGGCGAUUUUUCAAACGUACCCGAAGCACAGUACAACGUCGUCCAGUCGCCUGUGUCCACGAUUACCCCAUCUGCAACAUCGGCGUCGACGCCCACAGUAACAGCGACAGCGCCUCCAAUAGUACCCGCGGGCCAAAGCGAAGACGACCGCCCCGGCAUGUCGAAUGGAGAAAUGGCGGGACUAGUCACAGGCGGAGUACUUGCACUUAUCGGCUUCGUCUCCCUCUUCAUAUGGAUCGCAUUCUUCUGGCGGCGGAUGAGACGAACGCAGGACGAACGCAGGCACGAUCAAGAGGCAGAGGAAGCGAUUGUACACAAACACAUAACGCCAACAUUUAUCGGCCACAAAGCCGAGUUGGCCGCACAUCGAACCUCCGGUCUGCAUUCCACACAGACACGGGAGCUCAGCCCGCAAACUGAGCGCUUCGAGAUGAAUGGUCUGGACAAGAUCGCGGAGGUACCGGCUUCAUCCAUUGUUCAUGAACUCGAGGGUAAUUGGACAGGGUGGGAGGCCAGCUCUGGGCGGAAGAGUAAAGCGUACGAUCCGACGCUGUAG